UGGAGUUGGGAGUUCUGCGGUCGCUCCCUCCCUCUCUCCGCCCUUCCCUCCCUCUUCUUCGGCGCGCGGUGACCCCUCCCCUCAUGUCAUGGCUUCCUCUGAUGUGGCCCGGCAGAUGCGCUAUCAACCUGAUAUCGUAAUGAGAGCACCAUCUAAUGCACCAGUAGAUAAUCAAGAUGCAAAGAGACAGAAUUGUCGACCUUUACCCUUAUCUGGUCAUGUUGGUUUUGAUAGUUUACCUGAUCAGUUGGUUAACAAGUCUAUCCAUCAGGGGUUCUGCUUCAAUAUUCUCUGUAUUGGGGAGACGGGAAUUGGAAAGUCAACUUUGAUUGAUAGCUUAUUUAAUACCAGUUUUGAUGACCGUAUGUCAACACACUUUCAGCCGAAUGUAAGACUGAAAGCUGACACAUAUGAACUCCAGGAAAGCAAUGUUCAGUUGAAGCUGACGAUUGUAAAUACUGUUGGAUUUGGUGACCAGAUAAACAAAGAUGAUAGCUAUCAACCAGUAGUGGAUUACAUUGAUGCACAAUUUGAGGCCUACCUCCAGGAAGAGCUGAAAAUUAAACGCUCUUUAUAUAAUUACCAUGACACUCGCAUCCAUGUGUGCCUGUACUUUAUUUCACCCACAGGGCAUUCCCUUAAAACCCUUGAUUUAUUAACCAUGAAAAAUCUGGAUAGCAAGGUGAAUAUUAUUCCAGUUAUAGCCAAAGCAGAUACAAUUUCUAAAUCUGAACUACAGAAGUUUAAGAUCAAAAUCAUGAGUGAGCUGGUCAGUAACGGAGUCCAGAUAUAUCAGUUUCCCACAGAUGAUGAGAGCAUUGCUAAAAUUAAUGCCACCAUGAAUGGACAUUUGCCAUUUGCUGUAGUGGGGAGCAUGGAAGAAGUAAAAAUUGGAAACAAAGCCGUCAAAGCUCGCCAGUAUCCUUGGGGCAUUGUGCAAGUGGAGAACGAGAACCACUGUGAUUUUGUGAAACUCCGGGAAAUGCUGAUUUGUACAAAUAUGGAAGAUCUAAGAGAACAGACUCACAUGCGCCACUACGAACUGUACCGCCGCUGCAAAUUGGAAGAGAUGGGUUUCCGAGACACAGGUCCAGAAAACAAACCUGUCAGUCUACAGGCAACGUAUGAAGCUAAGCGGCAUGAAUUCCUUGGUGAAUUACAGCAGAAAGAAGAAGAGAUGAGGCAAAUGUUUGUGCAAAGGGUCAAAGAGAAAGAAGCACUGCUGAAAGAAGCGGAGCGAGAACUACAAGUGAAGUUUGAACACUUGAAACAUCUUCAUCAAGAAGAGAGGAUGAAAGUGGAGGAGAAAAGAAAGAUUCUGGAAGCUGAAAUGCUUGCAUUCAAUAAAAGAAAGGCUGCCUCAGACAUUCUUCAAGGGAGGAUGCUGCCCCCUACACCCACUGUGGGUUUAAAAAAAGAUAAGGAUCGGAAGAAGGAUCCAGGUUUUCGGCUUGAGCUCCUGUGCUUUGAUGUCAGAGAUCAGGAAGUUGUGAAUAUACAGGAAGAGAGAGAGAGAGAGAAGUUAGAAAGGGACAGAAUGACUAACAGGAAAUGACAGCAAUAGUAUUUGGAAGCAGUUAACAAAUGUUAUGUGGUUAGGGUAUGUUAGUUUUCAUGGAAAGUCAUAGAAAAUAGAUCCAUAUGUUCACAAUGUCUUUCAUUCUUGCAGGGUGUUUAGGAUUAAAGAAACUCACAAUUGCCUUUGUGGAUUUCUAGACAUCACAAAAGAUAUUACAGAAUUAUAAAAAACUAAAAUGUGUAUUGUGAAAUGGGAUCUGGCAGCUGCUGCACUCUGUGGGAUUACUAUAAGAUAUAAUUGCAUAUUAAAUUUAACACUGCAAAUCUGUCCUAAAAUUCUGACAAUAGUUUUGGGGAAGAGCAAUCCUGAGUGGGGUUCUGGGUGCCAGGGAAGGAACUAUGAGUCAUGCUGGCCACCAGAUGGUAUUCCUUUUCUAGUUCUCCCCUGGCAUAGUGGAGUUUUUAAAGUUUUCUCUCCCAUUAAUCCAACAGAGUUACUUUCCCUACUCUAGCUUAUGACUUGGUGUAUCAGGGGGUCCCUCUCCAGGGAAUAAUGGAGCCGCUUUGGAUCCAGCAGCUACAAAGCUGGCUUUGGCCCAUCCCUGGAGUGUCUGUGACCCACCAGCAGAAUCCCACGGCCCACUAGCAGAGAGGUAUCAGUGUGACACCCUAUUACCCUCCAGUCAUCCACAUCGGGGAUGUGUGGGAUGUAGGGUUGCAUGGUAAACAGUUAAACAUUUUAUCUUCUUGGUAAGCAGUAAAUUGUGCAUUUAAUUCAGCCACAAAAAGUACUAAUGACCAGUCAAUUAAAAAGGCACGUUCUGGAGUCACCUUGCUAAAGCAGAUUUGGGUCUGAUCAGUGUCUGGAUGGUACUGAACUUGCUGCCUUAAGUUCAAUGAACAUCUGAGGAGACAAGUAUAGGAUUAUGCUGUUAAAGGCAUUGUAAAAACAAAAAACUAAUCUAAUAUUAUUUGACCCUUUAUGAAUUUAAAAAAAAUGUGUAAAGUUAAACCAUGCAAGUUACAGCCAGUAGCUUUAUCCAUAUUUGGUGAUAUUGUCCUUGGUGGAAGGUCAAAGAUAACAUGUUAUAUCUCUAAUUUAAAUUAUGUGUUGCUUAUGAGUUCUGAAACGGGGGAAAACAAAGCUCUUAAAACUUUUAUGUGCUACUUGGAUGUGAUCCAGUGGAAAAAUAAGACUUCUCCUGUUAAUAACUUUUUCAAGGGAAUAUGAAAAAUAUCUGAGAUUAUCAAAUUUUAUUAGGAAAAAGGACACUAAAUGGAGAACUAUUUUUUCCCUACAUUGCUGGAAUGAAGUACUUUGGGUACUAUCCUAUGCUGCUGCUGCUGCUCCUCUGUCAGUCCUGUUGUGCUAGUGAAACUGUUAGUGCAACAGGAACUAGCGAUUCCUGAAAUAAGCAUGGAAAUGAGCAGCAGUGCUCAUUUCAGGAAUGGGGCAAGUCAGCGGAGCACCCUUAUUUCAGGAACUGCUAAUUCCUGUUGUGCUAGCAGUAUUAUAAUGUACGAUCAUUUUCUUUUCUCUAUUGUAAAUUAUAAUUUUUGUUCUGUAUUAAAAGGAAUGCAAUUUUUUAAAAGGAAGUAUAGAGCAUAAUUGAUACAGUUCUCGAUACUAACCAGCAUCUAUGAUUUUAAGAAUGUCAGAUUAAAGACUUACUCAGAUUUGAGUGGGGGAAUGGAGAGAAUUGUUUAUUAAAAUUGAUUUAAUUGUAAAGAAAAUGCACAUGACACAGCCCUUUCUGGAAUAUACCACUUUGGACUUCUGGUGGGGUUUAUUCUCCCUUCAUCUGGAAAGUUAGCAUAUCAGGGAGAAUGCUACACUAAACCAUUUCUACCUAACAUACUUGUUUUUCUUGUGCAGUUGCCUUUUGGAUGAAGGAAGUAUUGAACAUAUGAACCCUUAUGUGUAGUCUAAGAGGUACAGUCUAGGAAAGUCUGUACCAUUUAAUAUUUCUCUACAUUUAAGUCAAUUUAGGAUUUCAUUCAUUUGGUAUUUAUCAAAAUAAGCAUGGGUUUCUUAAAAAUGGAAGUUUUAAUAUUGUAAAACACAUUUGCUUUCUGGAGAGAAAGGCAAAA
Molecule: messenger RNA, 3609 nt
Organism: Elgaria multicarinata webbii
Lineage: Eukaryota; Metazoa; Chordata; Lepidosauria; Squamata; Anguidae
Gene: SEPTIN10
Product: septin 10
Exons: 11
Coding region: 89-1555 (488 amino acids)
Biological process (GO): cytoskeleton-dependent cytokinesis; intracellular protein localization
Cellular component (GO): cell division site; septin ring; septin complex
Molecular function (GO): GTP binding; molecular adaptor activity; GTPase activity
Source: RefSeq, a predicted model, not a curated record